CGUUGCAUGAGAUUUCAGCCUGACCUCAGUGCUGCCAGUGCUCUGUAGGAACACUCUCUCCUCAAGCUCACCACUGGCUGUCUGCAGGACUCUGGUCAAAAAUCCUACCUUUUAGAGGAAUAAUGGGUUCCUAUAACUCCAACCUGGAUGAUAUCAUGGAGGAGGACAUGCACCACUGGUACGCCAAAUUUAUGAGGGAGUCUCCUUCAGGACUUAUAACCCUGUUUGAGCUCAAGACUAUGCUUGACAUGAACGGUAUGACAGAGGAGUCCAGCAGCUAUGUGGACCAGGUCUUCUACACCUUUGACAUGGAUGGGGAUGGCUACAUAGACUUUGUGGAAUACAUUGCAGCAAUAAGUUUAUUACUGAAAGGAGAAAUUAACCAGAAACUAAAGUGGUACUUCAAGCUCUUUGAUCAAGAUGGAAAUGGGAAAAUUGACAAGGAUGAACUGGAGACCAUAUUUAAGGCUAUUCAAGAUAUCACCAGGAAUUACGAUGUCCCUCCAGAAGAGAUUGUAAUUCUUAUAUAUGAGAAGAUUGAUGUCAAUGGAGAAGGUGAGCUGACACUGGAGGAGUUCAUCAGUGGUGCCAAGGAUCAUCCCGACAUCAUGGAAAUGCUCACCAAGAUGAUGGAUCUUACCAAUGUCCUGGAAAUCAUUGUUAAAGGCCAACAGAAGAAAAAUGUGACUUGAAUCUAGAAACAACGAGCUGGAUUGCGGGACGAUUCAGAACUUUGUUGGAGGGUUUUCAGCAUGCAGUAGUGUUGAUGAAACAGUAUAUUUGCUGGAUUGGUGAAGAGCCAAGUCCUGUCUUAAACUGCACAGAUUGAACUGAACAAACAGACUGAGCAGUUCCACACAGUAGAUCUCCCUGAGGGAAGCAGAGACGUUGUCCUCUUCCCUCUGCUUGUGCUCUCACAUUUCUUGAACUGUGGCCCUUUUGUUUUACAAAGUUUACCGGGUGAUGUGUUUGGAAAGUCUCAGUGAAGGCAUCAUGAUCACCAUCACGGUUCAAGUAGAUGGUGCAAAGGAAGGUGAUUAAAUGUCUUUGAUUUUGUUUAUUGAGAUUAGCAGGAAAUAUUGUAUGGGACUCUUGGUUAACGGAACUGUCAGGUACAAGAAGACAACUGCCAAACACUUAAUGCCUACGUUGACCCUGUAGAUCUAAAACACUCUCCCAUGUCACAUCAAUCUACAUGAAAAUUGCACUGCUGCUUGUUUAAAAUUGGAUGCUAACUGAAUACACCAACUGAAUGUAAAACUGACAUGAAA
This is a messenger RNA of Etheostoma cragini (Arkansas darter), 1271 nucleotides long. It is a transcript of the gene guca1c, whose product is annotated as guanylate cyclase activator 1C. Gene Ontology annotation, molecular function: calcium sensitive guanylate cyclase activator activity; calcium ion binding. The transcript has 4 exons. Lineage: Eukaryota; Metazoa; Chordata; Actinopteri; Perciformes; Percidae. The record is from RefSeq and is a predicted model, not a curated record. The coding region runs from base 123 to 692 and encodes 189 amino acids.